UCCUCACAGGUACUGAACUAUGGCAAAUAAAGAGGAACAAGACAGCUUGCAAGAUAUUUCUGAAAGGUUGAGUAGUGUUCACCUAGAAAAAGACAUCCCUUUCACUGGAGAUGACGAGCUUGGUAGUACCAGGAAACCUCGAAGGAGACUCGUUAUUCAGUCUCUAUCUCUUGAAAACUUCAAAUCUUAUGCAGGAAACGUUACUGUUGGACCGUUUCAUAAAAACUUUUCGGCUAUUGUUGGACCAAAUGGUAGUGGCAAGUCCAACGUCAUUGAUGCGAUGUUGUUUGUCUUUGGAAGGAGAGCAAAGCAAAUGAGACUAAACAGAGUAUCGGACUUGAUUUAUUCAGCUUCAAACCUUCAAAAACAACCUCAACAAACAUCAGUCACUGUGAGUUUUUGCGAGAUUUUCGACGAAGUUUCGACAGAAGAGCAGAACUCUAUCGUACCAGGAUCAGAGUUUGAAGUCAAAAGAACUGCAUUUAUGAAUAACACUUCUAAAUAUUUCCUAAAUGGAGAAAACACCCCGUAUAGUGAGAUUCGUGAGCUACUUCUUUCGAAAGGUGUGGAUUUGGAGAACAACAGAUUUCUUAUCCUGCAAGGUGAAAUAGAGCAAAUUGCUCUUAUGAAGCCAAAAGCAACUGCAUCUCACGAAGAAGGAUUGCUGGAAUAUCUGGAAGAUAUAAUAGGUUCGAAUAAAUUCGUUGAGGCAAUCGAACAAACAUCUCAGAAGAUUGAAAGCCUAAGCGAGGAAAGAACACGCGUCCUGAAUAAGGUAAAGGCUCUCGGAAAGGAACUAAAAAACUUGGAGUCUUCAAAGGAAGAAGCCAAAUCCUAUUUACAAAUACAAACUGAUAUGCUGCAACAACAAGGACUCAAGUGCCAGUUGAUGAUAAGAAAUUCGCAGCUAGGAAAACAACGAGCUCUAGACAAGUCUCAGUAUUUGGAUGAAGAGUUGCACAAGCUUAAGGAAACUAAUGUUGCAAUCAAAAACAAGAUGACAGAAUUGGAAGAAAGAUACAAGGAAGCAUGCUUAGAACAUGAGCAAGGGGUCAAUCAUUUAAACGAACUAAAGGAUCAGUUCUCGAAAUUUGAGCAGGACGAUGUUAAAUCGAGAGAGGAACUCAAGCAUUUAUUGAAAAUGCAAAAGAGCAUUUUGGCAAAGAUUGAAGAAAACAAAGAAACAAUACAAAGAGAAAGGUCAUCACUAACAACAAAUGAAAAUCAUCUUCAGGAAAUAGAGGCAGAGCUUGAAAGACUGAAAAUUCAAUUAGCGAAGGAAGAAGACAUUCUGCAACAGAUCUACUAUCAACUCCGACAUUCGACAGCAGACAUUCGCGAUGAGAUGUUAACUGUAAAAGAAAGUUUAACCCAAAAAAAGACCCAACUUGAAACUCAACAGGACGCACUGAAGGAACUCGAUGAUGCAAUUGAGGAAGUUUCAAGUAGAAUAGAUGAACCUGAACGACUACUUAAAGAAACUACCGAAAGAAUUUUCAGUUUAGAUGACGAGAUGAACAAAAUUCAAGCUAAUAUUCAGCAAGUGAAGAGUGCCUAUGCAGCACAUCAAGUGGAUGACCUUCGGAAGCAGAAACGCGAACUUCAGCUUAAAGAAGAGGAACUGGAACAGAAGAUCUCUAAAAUAAGAGUGCGAAUGGAAGCUUCCAAAAUGGAUAACAACAGAAAGCAGAACAAAAACAAAAUGUACGAAGCAUUACGAGCAGCUGUGAAAGAAGGCAUUUUGUCCGGUUUGCUAGGCCGUCUAGCUGAUUUGGGUACGGUGGACGAAAAGUAUGACUUUGCAGCUGGAGCGGCAAUCGGCAUGAGUGCCGAACACUUGGUCGUAGAGACCGCUGAACAAGCAGAAAAAUGUGUUGCUUUCCUAAAGUCGAACUCACUUGGAAGAAGUACUUUCAUUAUUCUCGAAAAAAUACAAUAUCUUCAAGAAAAAUUGGAAUCGCCUCAGAUCGUAAAAGGCAGUAAAAGGCUGAUAGAUUUGAUAAACGCUGAAAAUGAAAGAGCCAGAUUGGCUUUCUACUUUGUGCUACGAGACACUUUAGUGGCUCCUAAUUUAGAUGAAGCAACAAGGCUUGCUUAUCAACCUACCAAACGGUACCGUGUGGUGACACUUGCGGGACAAUUGAUUGAGCCGGCAGGUACUAUCAGUGGGGGUGGCAACGUCAAGAUUUCCUUCAAGCAAUUUCAGUCAUCUGCAACUGUUGACGCAAAUUCGUUGAAAACUUUGACAGACUGUUUCAAUGAGGCCGCUGAAGAGUUGAACAGGGUUCGUGUGGAAAUCCAUGAUAUGAAUAUCCGUGAACAGCAAGAGGUGACAAAGUUAGAUGAGUUAACAAUUGACAAGGAUAAAUAUGAACUGGCUGAGAAAUCACUAUUAGAACAAAAGAGAGAGCUUGAAAGUCGGGUAACAAGUUUGAAACGUCAGCAAGGAGACGAAACCAACUCCAGCUUGCGAAGACAACGAGAAUCCCUGGUCACCCGAAGAGAAGAAACCCUGAAAAUGCUUGAGCAGUCAAUACAAGAAACAACAAAAUUGGAAGAGCGGUUGAAAGUUUUGGAUGAACGCAUAAAUGAAAUUGGAGGAGAAGCACUCGUAAAUGCGAAAUCUAAUGUUGCUUCAUCAGAAAUCAAAAUACAAAAUUUCGUUAAGGAGAGAGCUAAUGCUCGAUUUGAAAUGGAAAAAGCUCGGAAAUGUAUUGAAAAUGCAGAAUUAUAUAUUUCUGAAUUGGAAAAAGAACUUUCUUCCGUCGAGGAGCAGAUUCAUUCUAGAAAAGAGCAUCUUGAAGAUCUUGAAAGUAAAGCUUUGACUGUUCUAGAAAAUUAUAGACACUGCGAAGAAGAACAAAAGGAACGAGAAGGGAAGUUGUCAAAAGUGAAGCAGGAAUACGAAUCUUAUAAGAUGCAGACUGCAUCUGCUAGAAAAGACGAGUCCCGACUUGAAAACCAAUUGGAUGAUUUGAAGAAGAAAAUCCAAGACAUGGACGCAAAAAUUGUAUAUUGGACAAAAGAAGCUCGAUCGCUCAAACUUAAGGUUGAAGAGCAUAUCGUGGACUUAGAAAACGCCGGUAUUCCUAUUUGUAAUGGCAUAGAUGAUUUCUUUUUGGAUGCAGAGACAUACGAAACCCCUAAAAACUGGGAAGAUGCAAUAGACAAGAAAGUGCAGAAACUCCAAGAGGAAAUGAAAAAGUUGAAUCCCGACAUGACAGCAAUUAUGACUUACCAAGUAAAAGAGACAGAAUAUAACAAACUUGUUACAGAGUUGGACACUAUUUCGAAUCAACGUGAUACCCUUCGUAGAAAUUAUGAUUCACUUCGCAAAGAAAGACUUGAAACAUUCAUGAAAGGUUUCUCAAUUAUCUCCAAAAAACUUAAGGAGCUUUAUCAAAUGAUAACUCUCGGUGGCGAUGCAGAAUUAGAACUUGUUGAUGCCUUGGACCCAUUUUCAGAAGGUGUGAUAUUAUCUAUUCGUCCUCCCAAGAAGAGUUGGAAGACCGUUUCUAAUCUUAGUGGAGGUGAAAAAACUUUGUCUUCUUUGGCUCUCGUCUUUGCUUUGCACCACUUUCGACCUGCCGCUCUAUAUUUCAUGGAUGAAAUAGACGCUGCUUUAGAUUUUCGCAACGUUUCUAUCAUAGCAAAUUACAUCAAAGAACGCACAACCAAUGCUCAGUUUAUUAUUGUGUCCUUACGAAACAAUAUGUUUGAGCUGGCCAAUAGGUUGAUCGGCAUUUAUAAGCCCAAAAAUGAAACGAAGAGCGUAGCAAUGAAUCCACAUUUAUUCGGAGACAUUCAUGUAUACUAAAGCGUAUAUGGACCAGAGAGCAGGUGAAAAUUAGCUUCAAUGUUAUCUGCUCAACGUUUCAACUGCUAGGACUGAGUCUCGUGUUCUCAAUCCAUUUGUUUCUUGUCUUCCACGUUUAAGCUGCAUUGUGUUGAAGAUAUAAAUGAAUGAAUGAAUAAAAUGCAACAAAAAGAGCAAAAGUUUGAAAGAAGGAAGCUUAUACUUUAGAUAUGAGUGAAACAAGUCAUAUACUUCCUCUUCAUUCCACGCACUUGAUUAUGUGAUUCUGAAUAUACCUUGGAAUGCGAAUCAUAUUCUCCAUUGGAAGUUUCUACAAUCCAGCGUACAUGUCGAAUGUACUCAAAGCACAUGAAAAUUUAUGGUUCCUUCAUUGUGCAACCAAACAAUUUUCUUGCAGACAGCAAAUGCUGAAACGUGCCGCCAAUCUCAAACGUGCAACCCACAACCUUCGAAUGGAACAAAUAUGAAUAUGGUUUGAAACCUCUACACAGCAUUUCAAGUUAUCGAUUUAUAGUUUAAUAUGCCAAUGCAAUUCCAACCAGGCAAGUAAUGGAUGAUGUUUCAAGAAAUACAAACCUUUGUCUAUUAGGUUACCAUGAAGUUGUCUUUCUUCUUAACUGAUUACUGGAAACUGCCAGCUUUCACUUAGCUGCUCAGUGGUUAUUGUC
Molecule: messenger RNA, 4485 nt
Organism: Galdieria sulphuraria
Lineage: Eukaryota; Rhodophyta; Bangiophyceae; Galdieriales; Galdieriaceae
Product: structural maintenance of chromosome (SMC ATPase family)
Exons: 1
Coding region: 20-3817 (1265 amino acids)
Biological process (GO): mitotic chromosome condensation
Cellular component (GO): chromosome
Molecular function (GO): ATP hydrolysis activity; protein binding; ATP binding
Source: RefSeq, a predicted model, not a curated record